CCAAGAAACCGGCGACUUAAAUCCAAUCCUCUUAUUCGGGCCUUCUCUCUCUCCACGCUUUCUCUCACUAAACAUGGCCGAUCACCACCACCACCACCACCGCCCGAAUCGCAUCUCCCUCCCCCCACGCGCCGCCAAUGCCGCCGCCGCCGCCACUCCGACCCCCCGCCCCGCUUACCCACUCUUCCCCCACACACCUUUCACCCCCGCCGCCACUCCCUCCAAACUCCGCCGCCCUAUUUCUCGCCCCUCCGCCGCCACCUCCCUUUUCCUCCUCCUCUUCUCCCUCCGCUCGCUCUACUCCCUCUUCCCAUUCCUCCGCGCUUCCCCUCCCUCCUUCUCCAUCUUCCCCUUCUCCUUCCUCGUUUCUCUCCUCUCCUUCUUCCUCACCCUCUCCUUCUCUCUCUUCGCCUCCGUUUUCGGCUUAGAUUCUCACACUAGAAAGUCCCAGCGCCCCCUUCUCUCUCUCACUCUAAUCACCCAAUCCCAGCACAAGCUCCUCGCCGCCAAAUCACUCCUCCUCGCCGUCGUUUUCCUGCUCAGAUUCCAGGCGUUGCGCUACUGCGGCGCGGCGGCGCUGAUCCUCGCCGAAUUGGCCGGAAUCGUCGCGGCGCGUUUCUUCCAGGAAGGUAAAAAUCGAGUCUUUACCGAUGGGAACUCGAUUGGAUCAUCCAAGAUUCGUGGGUUUAUCGCGCUUUUAUCUGGAUUGAUCUUGUUAUCUCUCAGCUGGGAUCGAAUCGAAUGCUUUCCUUUAUCCCAUGUGAAUAUUAUCAACAAAGGGUUUGCAGCUUUCCCUAAUUCGAAUUGUUUGAGGAUUUGGCCAAUGCUGCUGCCAUUCUUGUCAGGGUUUUUGGGGUGUUAUGAGAGGGUUUUAUCGAAUUGGGGGGAAAUUCGUGAGCUAGGGCAGAAGAGGGUUAGGUUGAUCACGUUGUUCUUCACUACAGUUGUGCUGUUCAUACCUGCUUGUGUUAGCAUGCUCGUGUUUGAAUUCGAGGGCGAUAGCAUUUCGUUGUCGAGCCUAGGCUGGCCGUUGGUGAAUACUGUAGUUUUUGGGGUGCUUUUGAGUGAGAAUUACACUGAUGAGAAAUCAAUGGGUGCAUCUAAAGAUAAUCAGAGGGAGUAUUUUGUGACAUUUGUUUGUACUCUUGUGUUGGAGUUGUUCUAUUUUCCCGAGCUCUCGUUGUGGGGACUGCUUGUAUGUGGUUUGUUGUUGUGGAUUGCGACAAGGGAGCUGAAUCCUGUUAGUAUUAAUUAUCCUGAGUUGGGGUAUGAGUCGAAUGAGUCACGUGGUUUUGAGGUGAUGAAACCUCUUAGGCACAUUUUGGGUGAGCGGAAGUCACGCAAGAUUGCUCUGUUUCUGCUGAUAAACACUGCUUAUAUGGUUGUUGAGUUUGUGGCUGGUUUCAUGAGUAACAGCCUUGGGUUGAUCUCUGAUGCUUGUCACAUGCUGUUUGAUUGUGCUGCUCUGGCUAUUGGUUUGUAUGCUUCGUAUAUUUCGAGGUUGCCAGCAAAUGGUCAGUUUAAUUAUGGGCGUGGGAGGUUUGAGGUUCUCUCGGGAUAUGCCAAUGCUGUUUUUCUGGUUCUUGUCGGAGCGUUGAUCACGUUGGAGUCGUUUGAGCGGAUUUUGGACCCCCAGGAGAUUUCCACGAGCAGCCUGCUGUCUGUUUCGAUUGGAGGCUUGGUUGUGAAUAUGGUGGGGCUUGUUUUCUUUCAUGAGGAGCAUCAUCAUGCCCAUGGUGGAUCCGGGUCGUGUUCACAUUCCCAUCACUCCCAUGGCGAAGAAGCUCAUUCACACGAGCAUCACCAUGAUCAUCAUUCACAGCAUCAUGGCGACAAGCAUCAGGAAGUCGUGGGUAUUGUACAUGACUGCAGUGAGAAAUCGUGUUCAAAACAUGAGGAACAUCACCACCACCACCACCCGAAGAAUGAGCAGCACGACCAUGGUCACGAACAUGUUGAACUACACGGCCACAAUCAUCAUCAUCAUCAUUCCCAUGUACAGGAUCAGCACCACCACUUCCACCAUGACCACCAGAAUCAUGUCGGCCAAUCAGAUCAUAGUCACAGUCAUGCCGGAGAGAAGGAAAAGCACGACCUCCACCUCCACAGCCGAACUGGUCAACUCGACCAUCAUCACAAACAUGUUGAACCACACCACCACCACCAUGAUGUCAAUGUGGACAACCAACAUCAUCACCACCACCAGAAUCAUAUUGGCCAAUCAGAUCACAACCACAGUCAUGCGGGAGAGAAGGAAAAGCACGACCUCCACCUCCACCACCAGACUGAUCAACUCGACCAUCAUCAGAAACACGUUGACCCACACCACCACCAUGAUGCCAAUGUGGACAGCCAUCAUCACCACCAUAUCCACCACCACGAUCAUGCCGGAGAAAAGGAAAAGAAGCAUCACCACCACCACCACAUCGACCACAACAUGCAAGGCAUCUUCUUGCAUGUCCUGGCAGACACCCUGGGAAGCGUUGGAGUUGUUAUCUCGACUUUAAUGAUCAAGUACAAGGGCUGGCUCAUUGCUGACCCCGCAUGCUCAAUAUUUAUCUCAGCACUGAUUGUAUCAUCUGUGAUUCCACUGCUUAGAAAUUCGGCAGAAGUCUUGCUGCAGAGAGUCCCCAGAUCCUACGAGCAGGAUCUCAAAGAAGCUCUGAGCGACGUGAUGAAGCUGAAAGGAGUUCUUGGCUCCCAGAAUUUUCACGUCUGGAGCUUCACCAACACAGACGUCGUGGGGACCAUCCAUCUCCAUGUAUCAGCAGACUCUGAUAAACUUUCCAUCAAGAAACAAGUUUCACACAUUUUACGCGGAGCUGGGGUCAAGGAUUUGGCUGUGCAGGUAGAAUGCAUCGCCGAGUCACUUCAACCCUUAUGACUCUGCCUGCAUAAUGUUCCGGGUUCAGUUUGGGACAUAGCGGAAGUGAAGUAUAUUUACAACUGAUAGAAUGGCACGAAAUCGUGGAAGUAAAGUAUAUUUUCAACUGAUAGAAUGGCAUGAAGCUACUAACUGUCGAUCAAAGGCGUCUCAACGAGCAGGCUUUUCUUGUCCAGAGAUUAUUUUAGUUGAUCACAAAACCCUAGUUUGCUGUUCUUGUUGAUCACAAAGAGGGCUAAGUUUAUGGUUCUUGUCUGCUGUAAAGGUGAGAUGUUUGAAUAGAAGAUGAAGGUUUUACCUUUUGAUAUAUACACAAAAUGUAUCUGUAUUUUUGUAGAAUUAAACAGCAGUUAUUUAGAUGAUGAUUAUGUUUUGCUUUUGAAAGUUAUUUUUUGUACAGUUUGCUAACAUUACUGAAGUGAUACUUUUGUUUGGCUA
Messenger RNA from Salvia hispanica, 3322 nucleotides. RefSeq names its product zinc transporter-like protein. Lineage: Eukaryota; Viridiplantae; Streptophyta; Magnoliopsida; Lamiales; Lamiaceae. Gene Ontology annotation, biological process: intracellular zinc ion homeostasis; transmembrane transport; zinc ion transport. Gene Ontology annotation, molecular function: zinc ion transmembrane transporter activity. Gene Ontology annotation, cellular component: membrane; Golgi apparatus. The record is from RefSeq and is a predicted model, not a curated record.